GUAUCAUCAGUACCAUUCGCGGCGGAGUUUCACCAAGACCCAGUCAAAAUACCAGCUUGUUGUUGUCUAAGGCCAUCCAGAUUUGUGUUUUUCCUCACAUCGGUUGCCGCUUUAUGCGGUGUAUUACUUAGGGCACAAGCAAUAGAAGCCAUAAAAUGAAGAAACGUUAUGUGGACGCAAGCAGGCUAAGGAAAAUGAAAAAGAUCAAAAUUACGGAGAAGAUAUCUGAAAGCGCCUACACCUUUCUGAAGUUCAUGGUAGUGUGGACUCUGGUACUGUUGGCUGAUUUCAUACUGGAGUUUCGACUGGAGUAUCUGUGGCCCUGUUGGCUGUUCCUGGGCAGUGUCUAUACCACAUUUCAUUGCCACGGGCUGGUGAUUAGUCUGGUGUUUGUGUGCGCGGCAUUCACCCUGGACAUUUUCUGUUUGAUUUUUGUUCCACUUCACUGGUUGUUCUUUGCAGCCAGCACCUACGUCUUAUUUAAUUACAUUUGGCACACAGAGAAAGGCAUCUGUAUGUCGACGGUUUCCCUGUGGGUGCUAUUGGUGUACACGGAAGCUUCACUCAGGCUCAAAGACCUGAAAAACUCCCACGCCAACCUGUCUCAUCUCUUCGCCGCGCACUGCAUUGGUUACCCUGUAGUCUAUCUGGGGUUUGACGCUACCUGCUACUUCACUGGCAUCUUCAAGCUGCGCGCGCAGAAGAAUGUGCAGAGCGAGAACGACUUCCACACGCACCUCCUGCAACAGUCCCUGCCUCUGGGUCUGCAGCUUUAUCCUUGGGGCUUCACGGAGGGCGGAGGCAGCUCCAAGUUGAAGCCCAAACAUGAAUCCAGCCAGUACCGGUGUCAGAACAGCGCUGUGGCGUCAGAUGAGAGCCUCACCGUGGACUGCCUCCAGAUCCACAGCGGCGGGGAGCAGGGAGGAGUGGAGAGGACCGAGGAGGACACGACACUGGGAAGGUCAAACACCCAGCUGGCCUCAUCCUCCAAGCUCAAAGACAACGCAAGCGAUUUGGCUAUAGGUAAAGGGUCGAUGGAGUCCUUGGCACCCCCCGAUAACCUACCCCAGGAGGAACAAGGUGGAAAAGUCCCCCAAGCCGUCAAAGCCUCCUCUUCCUCGCCGAAAGCACGCAGGAUGUCCCCCGCCUCCUCCAGCGUCCCUUUGCCACCUCCGGGCAGAGCUGACAGGAAGCAGAAGAACGGCCCCAAGACGGUCAGCCCCAGUCGGGAUGGUGCUGACAAGGGUCCCGUCCUGACAAAUCUGAAUCCCCACGCAGACCAGAUUACUAAGCUGGAUCAAGAGCUGAAGAGGCUGAAGGGCGAGCUGCAGGUCAGCAGGCAGUGUGAGCAGGAGCUGCGCAGCCACAUCUGUAACCUAGGCAACAGUGAGCGCGGGCUGAGGCCGGAGGUGUCCCUGCUCAGGCAGAGCAACGAGCUGCUCCAGAGCAAGAUCUUGUGUCUGGCCAAGGCCAAACAGAAAGACAAGCAGACCAGCGCCAUGCUGGAGAGGAAGACCAGAGCGGAGACCGAGGCCCGGCUCGCCGCAGAGAAACAGCUGAUAGAACUACAGGCUCUCAAACUGGAGGAGGCGGCCAUCUUGGCGCGUAGCAGUCUACCAAACAGGCAGGAACACUCUGAGACGGUAAUGUUAAGGAAAAAGGAGAAAGACCUAGAAACAGAGUACAGACAGCUGCAGCUACAGAGUGAAGGGAGAGAGGGCCGUGUGCUAGCGCUAGAGAACAAAUUGGAGGCCCUGGGAAAGUACCGCUGUGUGGAGCAAGAGGAGCAGGACGUGCUGCUGUCUGCCCUGUCUGCCCUGCAGGACAAGGCUCAGCGUCUGGAGUACAACCUGAGCGCGGAGACACGCAUAAAACUGGACCUGUUCUCAGCUCUGGGGGACGCCCGGCGGCAGCUGGAGCUGGCACAAGGAAAAGUGAUCAAGCAGGAUAAGGAGAUAGUCGAAAUGAAACAGAAGAUCGCCGAGGUCAUGGCCGUCAGUCCCGGCCUGUCGUACAUGGCGCCGCGGCCCGCCGUACCUCAGUACCUCACUAAGUUCCUCAACUCGGAGCGCUAUGUGCUCAACCCAAGGGCACUGAUGUACCAGUGUCUUAAAAAAUGACACUCCAUCUCAGCCCGUCGAAGAAACGUACAGUACACCGCCUUCGGCCUUUUCUUCGGCAGGGCUCUCUGUGGACACUUGUAACAGCGUCCGUCUCCGAGAGGGACGGAGGCAUCCAAAAGACUUCCUGGAUGUGGCGAUGUUGUCACAGGUUUCAACAACAUUCUCGGCCUUCGAGGAGUCGUGUACAGAAGUUCUGACAAGACAUGAGCUGUCUGAGACUAUUGCGUAAAGCAUUGGCAAGAUCAGAAACGAAAUACCUUUGGCUGCUUUCCAGGUGCUUGAUUCACAUGAAAAGAGUCCUCAGUCCUUCUGUUCUGAAGUGUUUGAGUUCAAAGGGCUUGUGAGGUAACCGAUGCCUGCAAUGAUGUGCUAACUUAAUACAAGAGAUCUCAUGACUAAAGUUAAAAUGACAUCACUUCUUGAGAACACAUUGGCUUUUCAAAGCAGUCGUGAUACGGUAAACUGGGUGGUUUGUUUUGGGAUUGAGCAAGAUUCAGUUGACCUGAGAUUGGGCUGUCUGAGCUAACUCUGCAGCUUUGUCCUGAUGUGGUUGUUUUUGGAUUAUUUCACCUAUUACAUUUGCCCGAUGAUGUCGGGCAGUGUUUAUUUAAUAAACUUUUUUUAAUGUAUUGCCAAUGGACAAACCCUUGGCUAUGAUGAUCAGUUUUUGGGCAGUAUCUCUCCAAGAGAUGGGAUGACUAGAUCAAACCCAACCUGGCACAAAGGAACUGGUCAGUUUAAACCCUGAGCAUCUUGCAUUGCAGACAAAACUAAAACAAAAGCUAAAAUAUUUAGAGCCAAGUUCUGGUUGAAACCACAGUACCAUUUACCAGUCAUGUUGAGUAAUGUGUUUUUUUCAGAGUAAAAGUUGAUAUUGUUUAUAAAUGACUGUAACUGGAAAGUUGGGCAGACUUGUGAAUGACACAUGCAUAACGUGGACAAUUCUGGACCAAAAAUAAGGCAGAUGUGCAAAAUUACAAGUAAAUAAGAUUUAUACACUGAAUUUUACUAUCAAAGUAGGAGGCAAAACUAUUCAAUGUGAGGUGUUUUGAGUUCAAGUGCUAUGUUGUUUUCGUCAGGGUUUUUUUUUGUUUAGUUUUUUUUUACACACAAUGUAAAGAGUUUGUAAACACGAACAAAAGGUUUUUUAGUUGAUGAGAACUAACAAUGUUAAUUCAAAUUAGGUCUCUUUGUUACAUUUUGUGUUUAUAGGGUGUUUUUUAUCAAAACAAUAUUUUUUUGGCUUGAUGUACUUUUCACAUGAAGGUUUUCUGCUUGAAUUUUGUAAGUCAAUGUAUUUGUCAGCAUGGAAUUGUGUGUGUAAUAUUACAAUACUAUUUCUCUCAGCACAAUCUCCUUUGUGACUUAAGACUGUGCUGUAAGUGCAUAUACUGAUUAUGCAUAUACUGAUAUACUGAUUCAAGGGCUCCAGUUUUCUUCUUACAAUGCUGGUGAAACAGUUGAUAAUAAAACAGUUUUACCACUGAA
This is a messenger RNA of Esox lucius (northern pike), 3611 nucleotides long. RefSeq names its product macoilin-1. The record is from RefSeq and is a predicted model, not a curated record. The transcript is spliced from 11 exons. Gene Ontology annotation, biological process: neuronal signal transduction. Gene Ontology annotation, cellular component: rough endoplasmic reticulum membrane. Bases 156 to 2120 code for a protein of 654 amino acids. Lineage: Eukaryota; Metazoa; Chordata; Actinopteri; Esociformes; Esocidae.